Paramuricea clavata is the source of this 492-nucleotide messenger RNA. The record is from the annotation of a GenBank genome assembly. Lineage: Eukaryota; Metazoa; Cnidaria; Anthozoa; Malacalcyonacea; Plexauridae.
AUGGUUGUGGACAUAGCGAACUCGAAGCUUUCGUGGAAGACAGGGGAAGCAGAAUUAAUCGUUGAGACAACUUCCCCAACUGUGAACAAGCUAAGUGUUCUGCUCGAAAGUUAUUCAGACAUUUUUGUAAACGUGCCGAGCGAUCCCUUAGGCUUAACUACCAGGGCGGAACACGCGAUUGAUACAGGGGAUAGUCGCCCAGUGAAGCAAAGGCCCUAUCGGAUUCCCGUUCAUCUCAACAAAGUGGUGAACAAUCAGGUAAAUGAUAUGUUAGACAGAGGUUUAAUUCAACCUAGUAACAGUCCUUGGUCCUCGCCCAUCGUGCUAGCUCCGAAGAAAGACGGUGAUUACCGGUUUUGCGUUGACUUUCGACGUGUUAACUCCGUAACAAAGAAGGACGCUCAGCCAAUGCCCCGUAUCGACGACAUUCUAGACCAGUUGGGGGGUGCACAUUACUUCAGUACCCUAGAUCUCGCUUCCGGGUAUUGGCAG